AUGGGUUCCCCUCUGUCUUCCUUCCUGGCUGACCGUUUUCUCGAGAAGCUUGAGGCCUACAUAAUGAUAAGGUGGAGAAUAAUAGUGCGCUGGUACAGAUACGUGGAUGAUAUAUUCGUCAUCCUAGACGGCAUUCCUGAUGAUGCCCAUGCUUUGUUGUACUUCAUCAACACAUUGCACCCGAGGAUAAAAUUCACUCUCGAGUUGGAAGUCAACAGAUCCAUAAACUUUCUCGAUCUCACUAUCUCCAGAUCCGAAGAUAGCUCCUUGACUUUCGAGAUAUAUAGAAAAAAGACACAAACGGAUCACAUAAUACCAGCACAAUCGUGCCACCCCAGAAGCCACAAGAUGGCAGCCUUGCGUUGCUACGUUCAUAGAGCCCUCAACUUCCCUUUAUCUCAAGCUAACAGAGAGAAAGAACUCAAUAUAAUUAAACAAAUCGCAUUGAACAAUGGUUAUGACCCAGAGGUAGUUGAUAUGAUCAAAAAUAACGUAAUAAAUAAGCAGAGAAGAGCUUUAGCAUACAGUUCAGAUGUUAUGGACAACUUGAAAUACUACUCUCUACCAUACAUGGGCCACCUGUCAGAGGCAAUAUCUCACGUCCUCGAGCGUUCUGUUGACGGGUAUAGGAUCUCCUAUUCUGGUGUGCGUUCGCUGGGCUCCUUAUUAGUGAACUCAAAGGAUAAUGUCAAAAAACUGGACCGAAGUGGCGUAUAUAAACUUAAGUGUGGUGAUUGUGACACAUCGUAUGUGGGCCAGACUAGGAGGAGGCUAUCCACUAGAAUAAAGGAACAUCUGAGUAGACCCCAACUAUCAACAUUUGGCCAUCAUCUCGCAUUCUAUCGACACCAGUUCAGCCCAAAUCGGAACUCUGAGGUUCUACACAACAUUACGGGCAAUAAGUACAACAUCAAGAUGAACCUGUUUGAAGAUCUUGAGAUCAGCCGAGAAAUGCGGUCCAACAAUAAAUGCGUGAAUACACAAGUGAACCUCAAUAACACCUUCACCCCGUUGUUCAAGAGGCUACUCCCAUGA
Messenger RNA from Coccinella septempunctata (seven-spotted ladybird), 1035 nucleotides. RefSeq lists its product as uncharacterized. The transcript has a single exon. The coding region runs from base 1 to 1035 and encodes 344 amino acids. The record is from RefSeq and is a predicted model, not a curated record. NCBI's taxonomy places the organism in Eukaryota, Metazoa, Arthropoda, Insecta, Coleoptera, Coccinellidae.